AUGAAGAGUGACCGGACUAUGGAUAAACCUAUUCAAUUUAAAGAUAGAGAUGCUUCUGAAAAUACAAUGAACAACAAGCUCAGAUCUAAGCUGAAGAAGAAGUGUGAGUGUGUGUUUGAGGGGAUUGCUAAAGCAGGAAACCCAACACUUCUGAAUCAGAUCUACACAGAGCUGUACAUCACAGAGGGAGGGAGUGGAGAGAUCAAUGAGGAACAUGAGGUCAGAUGGAUUGAAACAGCAUCCAGGAAACCAGCCACACCAGAAACAACAAUCACAUGUGAGGACAUCUUUAAACCUUCACCUGGAAGAGAUGGACCAAUCAGGACAGUGAUGACAAAGGGAGUGGCUGGCAUUGGGAAAACAGUCUUAACACAGAAGUUCACUCUGGACUGGGCUGAACACAAAGCCAACCAGCAUGUCCACUUCACAUUUCCAUUCACUUUCAGAGAGCUGAAUCUGCUGAGAGGGAAAAAGUUGAGCUUGGUGGAACUUCUUCAUCACUUCUUCACUGAGACCAAAGAAGCAGGAAUCAGCAGGUUUGAGCAGUUCCAGGUUGUGUUGAUCUUUGACGGUCUGGAUGAGUGUCGACUUCCUCUGGACUUCAACAACAACCAGAUCCUGACUGAUGUUACAGAGUCCACCUCAGUGGACGUUCUGCUGACAAACCUCAUCAAGGGGAACCUGCUUGCCUCUGCUUGCCUCUGGAUAACCACACGACCGGCAGCGGCCAAUCAGAUCCCUCCUGAGUGCAUUGGCAUGGUGACAGAGGUGAGAGGCUUCACUGACCCACAGAAGGAGGAAUACUUCAGGAAGAGAUUCAGAGAUGAGGAGCAGGCCAGCAGAAUCAUCACCCACAUCAAGACAUCACGAAGCCUCCACAUCAUGUGCCACAUCCCAGUCUUCUGCUGGAUCACUGCUACAGUUCUGGAGGACGUGUUGAAAACCAGUGAGGGAGGAGACCUGCCCAAGACCCUGACUGAGAUGUACAUCCACUUCCUGCUGGUUCAGUCCAAUGUGCAGAACGCCAAGUAUCAUGGGAGAGCUGAGACAGAUCCUCUCUGGACUCCAGAGAUCAGGGAGAUGAUCCUGUCUCUGGGAAAACUGGCUUUUGAGCAGCUGGAGAAAGGCAACCUGAUCUUCUAUGAAGCAGACCUGGCAGAGUGUGGCAUUGAUAUCAGAGCAGCCUCGUUGUACUCAGGAGUGUUCACACAGAUCUUUAAAGAGGAGUGUGGGCUGCACCAGGACAAGGUUUUCUGCUUCGUCCAUCUGAGCCUUCAGGAGUUUCUGGCUGCUCUUUAUGUCUUUCUGACAUUCAUCAACUCUGGAGUCAAUCUGCUGUUACAAAAAUUAGCCUCCUGGUGGUCUGCACGAUUCAACAAGAAAUCUGAACUAAAACCUCUCCUCCAGAGUGCUGUGGACAAGGCCUUAAAGAGUCCAAAUGGACACCUGGACUUGUUCCUGCGCUUCCUUCUGGGUCUUUCGCCUCCGACCAAUCAUACUCUCUUACGAGGCCUGAUGACAGAGACAGGAAGUGGCUCACAGACCAAUCAGGAAACAGUCCAGUACAUCAAGGAGAAGAUCAGGGAGAAUCCCUCUCCAGAGAGAAGCAUCAACCUGUUCCACUGUCUGAAUGAGCUGAAUGACCAUUCUCUAGUUGAGCAGAUCCAACAGCACCUGAAAUCAGGACGUCUGUCCACAGUCCAAAUGUCCCCUGCUCAGUGGUCAGCUCUGGGCUUCAUCUUACUGUCAUCUCAAGAAGAUCUGGAAGUGUUUGACCUGAUGAAAUACUCUGCUUCAGAGGAGGCUCUUCUGAGGCUGCUGCCAGUGGUCAAAGCCUCCAGGAAAUCUGUGCUGAGUGGCUGUAAUCUGUCAGAAAGAAGCUGUGCAGCUCUGGCCUCAGUUCUCAGCUCCCAGUCCUCUAGUCUGAGAGAGCUGGACCUGAGUCACAAUGAUCUGCAGGAUUCAGGAGUGAAGCGUCUCUCUGCUGGACUGGAGAGUCCACACUGCAGACUGGAGGCUCUCAGGCUGUCAGGCUGUCUGCUCACACAGGAAGGCUGUGCUUCUCUGGCCUCAGCUCUGAGCUCCAACCCCUCCCAUCUGAGAGAGCUGGACCUGAGCUACAAUCAUCCAGGAGACUCAGGAGUGAAGCUGCUCUCUGCUGGACUGGAGGAUCCAACCUGGAGACUGGAGGCUCUCAGGGUGGACCAUGGUGGAGAGCAGUGGUUGAAACCAGGCCUGAGGAAGUAUUCCUGUGAACUCAAACUGGACACAAACACAGCAAACAGAAACCUCGUCCUGUCUGAGGACAACAGGAAGGCGACAGCAGUGACAGAGAAGCAGCCAUAUCCUGAUCACCCAGAGAGGUUUGACUACUGGCCACAGAUCCUGUGUAAAGAUGGCCUGACUGGUCGCUGCUACUGGGAGGUCGAGUGGGAAGGAAGGGUUUAUAUAGCAGUGACUUACAGAGGAAUCAGCAGGAGAGGAGACAGUGAUGCAUGUGGUCUUGGAUUUAAUAAAAACUCCUGGAGUCUGAGCUGCUCUGAUGGAAGAUUCACUGCCAGACACAAUAACAGACAAACAAUAACAACACUCAUCCGUGUCCCCCCCUCCUCUCACAGAGUGGCAGUGUAUCUGGACUGGCCUGCUGGCUCUCUGUCCUUCUACAGCGUCUCCUCUGACACACUGAUCCACCUCCACACCUUCAGCAGCACCUUCACUCAGCCUCUGUACCCGGGGUUUAGGCUGUUGGUCUUUUGGGAGGUUUUUCUUGCUGCUGUGAGGAUGAAGUCAGGGGGCGUCGGCCUGUUUGCUGUAAACUAG
Myripristis murdjan (pinecone soldierfish) is the source of this 2820-nucleotide messenger RNA. Its product is annotated as NLR family CARD domain-containing protein 3-like. The record is from RefSeq and is a predicted model, not a curated record. The transcript has 8 exons. Gene Ontology annotation, molecular function: protein binding. Lineage: Eukaryota; Metazoa; Chordata; Actinopteri; Holocentriformes; Holocentridae. Bases 1 to 2820 code for a protein of 939 amino acids.